AUGACCGCAAGCCUGGCUCAGCUGAACUUCCUGGAUCUGGAGGUAUCGGGCAUGGACUCCACCCGCUUAGAGGGUCCGCAGAUGGACGCGGCCACCUACAAGGCGAUGGUGGGUCUACAGAGCAUGCCUCGGAUGGCUGUGGACAAGCAUACAGCUUGCAGUGGUAAGGAGUGGAACUAUGCCGACCCGAGCUGCUGGGCGGAGCAAUUCCCUCUCUGCCGCAAUGGCCAGAGACAGUCGCCCAUCGACGUGAAGAGGUCGACGGUGCUGGGAUCUGGCAAGGACAACUUCUUAGCAGCUUGCAGUUGGCGGCCAGUCGAGAACAUGCAUGUGGUGAACUUUGGCAAGGGCCUGGCGGUGCCGGGCAAUCAGUUAGGUUACAUUACCAUGACCGGAGAGGAUGGAUUUCCUCAAUUCUUUGAGGUGGCACAGAUCCAGCUGAAGAUGCCCUCAGAGCACUUCAUUGAUUCUCAAGGUUUCGGUGCGGAGCUUCAGAUUGUCCACAGGAAUCAACAAACCGUGACGCAAGGCAUCAACUCGGCGGAUUCCUUUCCCUUUGUCACCACAUCCUUUUUCUUUGAGAUCGGCGACAAGGAGAGUUUACUCUUCCAGCUGAGGCUUUUUCUUCCAGGGAUUUUGGAGGCGGACACCUAUCGUGUCAUCCCACAGCCCUUAGAUUUGAUGCGGCAUUUGGGCCCUGCUUUGGAUGGUGCGCGGGGCGUUCCGGGCGCAGAAUUCCGGGUUGUGGCGCAGGUAAGUCGCCUUGUGUCACAGGCAUUGACCCAUCAUGUUUCAUCCAUCACUUUCACCUUCAUGAAGCUCAGGCGUCUUCCAAAGGAAGGAGCAGUGCCUGCGGAGCGUUCCAUGGCGGACGACCUCGAAGAGGAGACCGAAAUCCUCGAGGACGUCGAUGAGGAGGAGACUGAAGACGUUCAGGCGGAGGAGAGUGAAGACAACGAAGACAAUGCGUCAGACCCCGGCGAGGGUAGUGUUCAUGGGGAGACGGUGACCCAGGAUGAGGUUCUGGAGAAGUACAAAGCACCCUACGAUCAAGGCCUGGACCGCGUGAAGUUCCCCGCCGACAUCACUCAGGAGAUCCAGCGGACGUGGCAGAAGUUCCUAACUCUUGCAGGUUCACCGGAACACGCGGGGGAAUUGAUCUUCAACGCCUGGUGGGGAGCCGCCCCCUCCCUUCACUCGUCCUUUCUGACACCACGGACGGUGCUCUACCUGCGGCUGGUGCAGGGGAUCUCGCCAGUGAUCUCAGCUUUGUACCACCCGACCGAAUUGAGGACCCAGAUCGAGAUCAUCUCCUUCCGUCACUUGGAUCGGCCCGUGAGCACCCAGGGCGUGGAGAUCUUGCGGGAUGCCAUGCUGGACAUGUGGGAGGCGGAGCUGCAAGGAGACUUCACUCCCAAGGCUCGCCUUGGCUGGUUUUCUCUCCUGAACUAUUGGGGCGGAGCACUCUGCUAUUUUCAACGCGAGCACGCGACGCGCAUCAAGAUCAUCCACCGCAGCUGGCGAGAGGCCAACAAGUCGGUGGCACUGCCAGAAGAAGAGGAGGAGAUGAGAUGCGAGACGUGA
Molecule: messenger RNA, 1584 nt
Organism: Durusdinium trenchii
Lineage: Eukaryota; Dinophyceae; Suessiales; Symbiodiniaceae
Source: the annotation of a GenBank genome assembly